Messenger RNA from Dromaius novaehollandiae (emu), 2402 nucleotides. It is a transcript of the gene ASPA, whose product is annotated as aspartoacylase. NCBI's taxonomy places the organism in Eukaryota, Metazoa, Chordata, Aves, Casuariiformes, Dromaiidae. Gene Ontology annotation, molecular function: hydrolase activity, acting on ester bonds; hydrolase activity, acting on carbon-nitrogen (but not peptide) bonds, in linear amides. Bases 168 to 1103 code for a protein of 311 amino acids. The record is from RefSeq and is a predicted model, not a curated record. The transcript is spliced from 7 exons. Gene Ontology annotation, cellular component: cytosol.
ACAACAAGUACAGGAGUAAUACAGCUGACAAAGUAAACACAGUAUUAACUCACUAUAAGGUUCAGCAAAUCUGUAUGCAUAAGCUGACAUGCAGAGAAUAACUUUUGUAGGAAGUACGCUCACGGCAGAAUUUAUCUAGACGUCAAUUCUUAAAGCUGCUGAAUAGCAUGACUUCCCGUACUGUUGUUCAUAAACCUCCGGUAAGAAAGGUCGCUAUCUUUGGAGGAACUCAUGGUAAUGAGUUAUCAGGGAUAUAUUUGGUCAAGCACUGGCAAGAGUAUGGAGCUGAGAUUCAAAGAACAGGAGUGGAAGUGAAACCAUUUAUAAGCAACCCAAGAGCUGUGAAGAAAUGUACUAGAUACAUUGACUGUGAUCUGAACCGUGUUUUUGACCCUGAUAAUCUUGGCAGAACAGUGGUGGAAGAUAUUCCAUAUGAAGUGAGAAGGGCUCAGGAAAUCAAUCAUAUAUUUGGUCCAAAAGGUAGUGAUGAUGCCUAUGACCUUAUUUUUGACCUUCACAACACCACUUCUAACAUGGGUUGUACUCUUAUUCUUGAAGACUCCAGGGAUGACUUUACAAUUCAAAUGUCUCAUUAUAUCAAGAACGCUUUGGCUCCAGAACGCUGUCCUAUUUUGCUGAUUGAACAUCCAACCUUGAAAUAUGCAACAACUCGCUCUGUAGCAAAACAUCUUGUUGGCGUGGAGGUGGGUCCGCAACCACAUGGUGUUGUUAGAGCUGAUAUUUUGGAGAAAAUGAGGAAGACUGUCAAACAUGGUCUUGAUUUUGUGCACCUUUUCAAUAAAGGAAAAGAAUUUCCACCAUGUACAGUUGAGGUUUACAAAAUAAUGGAGGAAGUAGAUUACCCCAGGAAUAAAAAUGAUGAAAUUACUGCUAUUAUUCACCCUAAACUGCAGGAUCAAGAUUGGCAGCCACUGAACAAAGGCGAUCCUCUAUUUUUGACUCUUGAUGGAGAAGUAAUUGCAUAUAAAGGGGACAGUACUGUCUAUCCGACAUUUAUUAAUGAAGCUGCAUAUUAUGAAAAGAAUCAAGCUUUUGUAAAAACAGUCAAAGUAAAACUCACUGCAGAAUGUAUCAGAUCUUAGACCAGAACACUUAAAAGCUGAUUACAGAUUUUAUAUACAAAGCGUCUAUUUCUCCUCUGUGAAGUUGAGUUUCAGACAGUAGUAACUUACGGAAUAAAUAAAUGCAGAAUCUAAUUUAAAAUAGUAAUUUAAUUAACAUUGCUGAGCACUUUUAAGACCAAAACUACUGUCAUAAUGUGAAUUAUGACUACUGUUUACCCAUUCUAAUAGAUUACUAUAGAUACAAAGAAUAAAUACUAUUUUUAGGUAGUUUGCUAAUUCAUACUAUAUAAAAUCCACAUAUAUGGAUUAGUAGCUAUAAAACUUCUUUCAGAGUCACAUAUAAACAUGCGUAUUCCCCAAAUUAUCUUGUAUUAAAAAAAAAGAACACAGAGUUUUUACUUUAUAACCCCAAACCAAACCUAAGAUAACCAACACUUUAAAGAUGGGAUGAUUCUUGAAAAUAAUUCCUCAGAUAACCCAUACAUGGUGUUACACAAAGGAAAUAAGCUGGGAUAAAAUACCUGUUAAAACAGAGUAUUGUGAGAUUAAUACAAGCUGUUUCUGAUUUAUCUUUAAAGACAGAUAUUUUUGAGUUUAGAAAGUAUCCAGUACUUAGAAACAUACUGGAGCAGUAUUAUAAUUUAUGAAAAAUGUGUUUAUCCUUUUCCAAGGCUAUCUCUAUUGCAAUGGAGACAAGAGUUGUUCAUAUCUUUAUAACUUUUUUAGCUGCAUCCACCUACUGCUUGGACCAUUUUCCAAAUACAAUAUUGAUCAACUGUUGUACACCAAAAGCUUUUAAAGAAGGUGGCAGGAUGAGGUAAAAUUGUCUGGAUUUUGAUGAAGAGCAACGCACAGAUCAUAUGCAGGCAUUUCAGAAUGGAAAUUAAGAAGUAUUCUAUAUCUGGAGACUUCUCAGAAUUUUGAGACUAACUUGUUCUGUAUUUGUAGAAACAAAGCCUGACUUUCAGAGUGACUGACAAGAAGAAGAAAAUGGGGAUUUAAUUAACUUUCUCAAGUUGUUCUAACAUAUUUGACAAUUAUCAGGGACAGAGAAAACAUUAAAAACUUCACAUAAAUUCUGAAAGCAUACAAUAAUUAGCUAUUUACUAAAAGGUUCUUUGUCCAGAAAACCCCCAAAUUAUAUCAUUUGGAAAGUGAUGUGUUCCUUAUUCACUACUCAGUCAAAAGCCUUUUUUCCUUGCUUUCUGCAGUUCUGAUGACAUGGCAAUAAAAUAAAAACACAGGGCAGAAUGAGAUGUUUAUUGAAUUACAUGUUUUAUUUCUUUAUAUUUAAAUAAAUACUGUAUAAAAAAUUCA